AUGGUGGUAAAAGCCAUCGGCUGUGCUCUGGUCCUCUUGCCUGUUAUGGUGGCGGCUGUCUGGUACCCUAAAAGUUUGCCAUGUGAGGUCAGUGUGGUAAGCAAUGGCACUGAAGUCAGUGUCAACUGCACUCAGGUGGGGCUUGAAUACAUUCCAUUUGGCAUCCCAAAGAAUACAACCAACUUGACUCUCACCAUUAAUCGUAUCCCUCAUAUUAACAUAAGCUCCUUUGUGGGACUGGAGAACCUCACAGAGAUUGACAUGCGUUGCAACUGUGUCCCAGUGAAAGUAGGCCCAAAGGACCAUGUGUGCAACCAGAGGGUGACCAUUGAAAGUGGAAGCUUUCGACGCUUGAAGAACUUAAAAUCUCUCUAUUUGGAUGGAAACCAGCUAACCAGUAUUCCCAAGCACCUCCCUAAAGGCCUUGUCCUGCUAAGUUUAGAGGUAAAUAAUAUCGCCUCAAUCUCAAAAGAAAACUUGACGGAACUUAGACAUAUAGAGACACUCUAUUUGGGCCAGAAUUGUUACUUUCGAAAUCCCUGCAAUGAAUCGUAUAAGGUUGAUGACGAUGCCUUUUUGCAGAUGGAGAGGAUGACUUUGCUAUCACUAAAAGCAAAUAAUUUAUCCACCAUACCCCAGAGACUGCCGUCCAGUCUUAAGGAACUUUAUCUCUACAACAACAACAUUCACAAGAUAACUGAGGAAGACUUCCAGAAUUUGACCAAUCUGGAGACCCUUGACCUUAGUGGGAACUGUCCAAGGUGUUACAAUGCCCCCUAUCCCUGUGAACCCUGUCCCAAUAAUGCCCCUCUGCAGAUAGAUUACAAAGCCUUCAAGAACCUAAAUAAGCUACAGAUCUUGCGCCUUCACAGUAAUUCUCUCACCAAGGUUCACCCACAGUGGUUUCAGGGCUGCAGCAACCUUAAAGUACUGGACCUCUCAAGCAACUAUUUGGCACAAGAAAUAUCAGUCACUCGUUUUCCAACUUCAUUACCCAAACUUGAGGAGUUGGAUCUGUCUUUUAAUUAUGAGUUACAGAAGUAUCCAGCUUCCCUAAACCUCAAUGAAUCAUUCUCAGGACUAAAAUCCCUUCAGAUCCUCAGAAUCAGGGGUUUAGUGUUCCAACAGCUAACAGAAAAGGACAUUAAUCCACUAGUCUCCCUAGAAAACCUUAGGAUGAUUGAUCUUGGCUUCAAUUUCAUUAAAAUCACUGACCUUAGUAUUCUAGCUAAGCUUAAACAUGUUAAUAUCAUAAUAUUAGACCUCAGUGAAAACCUUUUAACUGAGGUCCCAAAGACACUUUCCAAUCAUGUCUCUCUGAAAGAGUUAAUCCUGUGCAAGAAUCACAUUUCAGAAAUUACCCCACUGUUUUUGGCAAAUAUAACCACGCUCAGAGUGCUUGACCUAAGUUAUAAUGAAAUCCAGCAUAUUGACCAGUCUAGCUUUCCAGAGGAUGCUAUUAAGAAGCUUGAUACUUUAUAUCUAAACAAUAACAAAUUCCUCUGCACCUGCCGUGCCAUUUGGUUUGUCAUGUGGCUCAACCGCACUUCCGUUCACAUACCAAAGCUGGCCACAGAUGUCAAAUGCGCCGCUCCAGGUGAACAAGAAGGCAAAAUGGUGAUCUCUCUGUACCUCCCAGCCUGUCAGGAGAACUCCCUCUCCAUCAUUCUCUACAUCCUCUUGAACUCGCUGACCCUGUGCUUUAUUGCACUCUCGAUCUCCAGUCAUCUCUUCCUUUGGGAUGUUUGGUAUAUCUACCAUUUUGUAUCAGCCAAGUUGAAAGGUUACAAGCGCAUGGAUUCAGACAGCACCUUCUACGAUGCUUUCAUUGUCUAUGACAGGAAGGACAGUGCAGUGUGUGAAUGGGUAAUGCAGGAGUUGCGUGUUCACCUGGAAGAGCAGGGGGAUCCGGCCCUGCAGCUGUGCCUGGAGGAGCGAGACUGGAUCCCAGGGUGGCCCCUCAUUGACAACAUCUCCCAGAGCAUCCAGCAGAGCAGGCGGACAGUGUUCAUUCUCACCAACAGCUACAUGAAGAGCGGUGACUUCAAAACAGCCUUUUACCUGGCUCAUCAAAGGCUCAUGGAUGAGAAAAAUGAUGUCAUUGUUUUAAUUUUCCUGGAAAAGAUUCCCUGUAACUCCAAAUACCUUCGACUUAGAAGAAGGCUGUAUAAGAGGUCAGUGUUGGAAUGGCCACAAAAUCCACAAGCACAACAGUACUUCUGGCACUGUCUUAGAAGUGUCAUGGUUACUGACAGUCAAAAACAUUACAGCACACUUUUCCAGGAAAUCCUUUAA
Messenger RNA from Alosa alosa (allis shad), 2295 nucleotides. RefSeq names its product toll-like receptor 7. Gene Ontology annotation, molecular function: transmembrane signaling receptor activity; protein binding; pattern recognition receptor activity. The transcript has 3 exons. Gene Ontology annotation, biological process: toll-like receptor signaling pathway; positive regulation of interleukin-6 production; defense response to virus. Gene Ontology annotation, cellular component: plasma membrane. Bases 1 to 2295 code for a protein of 764 amino acids. Lineage: Eukaryota; Metazoa; Chordata; Actinopteri; Clupeiformes; Clupeidae. The record is from RefSeq and is a predicted model, not a curated record.